Molecule: messenger RNA, 516 nt
Organism: Papaver somniferum (opium poppy)
Lineage: Eukaryota; Viridiplantae; Streptophyta; Magnoliopsida; Ranunculales; Papaveraceae
Product: 60S acidic ribosomal protein P1-like
Exons: 2
Coding region: 1-339 (112 amino acids)
Biological process (GO): cytoplasmic translation; translational elongation
Cellular component (GO): cytosolic large ribosomal subunit; ribosome
Molecular function (GO): ribonucleoprotein complex binding; protein kinase activator activity; structural constituent of ribosome
Source: RefSeq, a predicted model, not a curated record
AUGUCUUCCAAUGGAGAAGUCGCUUGCACUUACGCCGCCUUGAUUCUUCACGACGACGGAAUUCCCAUCACUGCUGAAAAGAUUUUAACUCUGGUAAAGAAAGCCAAUGUCCAAUGUGAGUCUUACUGGCCUAGCCUCUUCGCUAAGUUUGUUGAGAGGAAGAACGUUGAAGACUUGAUCACCAACGUUGGUGCUACUGGUGGUGCUGCCGUUGCUGUCUCUGCUUCGACAGGUGGUGCAACAGCUGUUGAAGCUCCUGCUGCCGAAGAGAAGAAGAAGAAGGAAGAGAAAGAAGAGAGUGAUGACGAAGAUAUGGACUUGUUCAGUAUCUUCGACUAGAGCGCACAUUGUUUCUUGGAAGCUGCUUGAUGCUUUCUUUAGUUUAUUUUGUUUGGUUAUGACGUUGUUAAGCUUAUUAUUGUUUUGUUUAUAAACACAGCAGUGGCAGUUUUUUAUUCGUAAUAAUCUACACGUUCCUCUUUCGCUAGCAAUACAGAUUACAAUCAAACUACAGAU